AUGGCUUUCGGAAGCGCACCCCAGAAUCCCGUGUUCAAAGUAUUGGCUGAAAUCCAGCGAUACACCGACGUGUGUCCCAAUCCAGAAGAAUCGGACUUUUCCACAUGCCGAGCCAUGAGGAAGGAUGGAGGCCGUUGCCGGAAUCUUCCCUGCACGCAGUAUGAGCGACAUCACAGUCCCGACUUGAUGUCUGAGUUCCGGGGCAUGACAGAAUGCCCUGACACGGACAGCUUCUAUAAUAAACUGGAGACUUUUAUCACCUAUUCGCAUUGCAAGCGAUGGCAUCGCUGGCCGGCUCUCGCAGCGUUUGAGCGUUGGAAAAAGGAGCGCAUCGCAGCCAGAUCCAAUGCUCGUCAACGAUACACGCCUGCUCGACCUGUGGCACCACCAGCCAGACCUACAACUCCUCCACCGGCUAUACAACCAACAACUACGGCAGUCAUACAGCCUCUCACGGCAGCAGCUCUUCAGCAGCUGCCGACUAUUCCUACAACAUUUGUUCCUUCGGCAGCCAGCGCAACAUCCGAUGGUGGCGAUUCUUUCGAUGACAGCAUCCUGGAGACUCGCUCUGUCGCCAGUAAUGGAUCGACGUUCCUCAGCUCCCUUCCGAAUACUCCUCCACGCAAUGGACUUGUUUCAGGCAUGGAGAUAGAUGAUAUCGCGGAAGAAGAUGGAGCUGACUGGACCGCUGAUAAUAUCGCAAGGGCUAGAGCCAAUGCAGGUAAUUCGCCUUCACCAAGCAACAAGUCUAUUGCAGACGUGGAAAUGGAUACCGCCGAAGAAAUCGCCACACAAGGAGAUGCGGCCGAUAGUAUAUCUGCAGUUGUGGGCAAAUUGACUGCUAUGAUCGCAAGCUUGGCUGCCUGUUCUGAGAAUAACAGAACUGCCAUCGAAGCCGUGACUGCUUUCCUUGAGAAUGCAGAGAAAGAAGCUACAUCUAAAGGCAAAGGGGUUGAUAGAGGUGAUAUUGUUGAAGAAACUGAUAUCAAGGAAGAAGCUAUCAUUAGCAAUGAGGUUGUUCCUGUGGAUAUCAAGAAAGAAACUAUUACAAAUCAGGAAGUCGAGGAAAAAGAUAACUUUGAAGAAGCUUCUGACAAAGAGGCCGUGAAAUACAACAUCACGAGAAAAGCUGUUCCUCAAGCGAACUCUGCCGGGCGGACGCAAGAUUUGGCUUCAACUUCGGACGUCCAUGAUACAGUGGUAGCAAAAGAGGAUGAUUCAGCAAGAGAGACUCCUGUUGAUGAGCUUGGGAUUAUUAGCCUACAGCGCAAUGGCUCGCUAAGAGAUCACUCGGGGGUAUUCCAAGUGAUCAGCAGUCAUCCAACCGCCGACGACAUGAGAGAAGGUGUUGUAUACAUCCUUGAUGACAUCGAAAACCUUUUUCUUUUCAAGAUUGGAUGGUCAAGCGAAAGCGCAGAAGAGAGGCUAAAGCAACCUAAAGACUGCUAUGGAGUCAAGACGAAAGUCGUUUACGAAACUCCAAGAUUCGCCGGUGCUCCUCACGCUGAAAAGCUUACUCGAGUUAUUCUUCAACACGCCAAUAUUCGCGUUUUUCCAUGCGAGAAGUGCAAAGGAGGGCAUACAGAAUGGUUCUCUGCGGAAGAAGAAACUGUACGUCAAACAGUCAUGCAGGUUGAAAAUUUUGUCGAGAUGCCCGCAUAUACUCUACAAGAUGGAGAAUACAAACUAUCGCCCGAGGCAUACAGCCGCGUGGUAAAACAGAUGUGCGACUUUUCCAUAGACAAAAUGGGCGAGCUCAUGCAUAGAAACCCCGAAGGUAAUGAAGCAGCCAAGUCGACUAUUAUGCUAUAUGAACCAAUAUCAGUAGCUCCUCUCACACCACCCGAUACACCUCGUCCUAGUACCAGAGACACCAGAGACAUAUUAUUCGAGACUCAAGAUGCCAACGAGAGUCUUGUCUCAUUAUCUUCGCAGGCAAGCAAAAAGUCUCGACUGUCGGCGGGAACAAAAGUCGCAAGAAAGUUGAAACAUUUCGUAACGGCCAAAAACUCCGUCAAGGAAUAUUUGACCCGAUCCCGGGGAUCAACGCCCGAGGUAGAGAGCAGUGAUAAGCGCGCAUUUGGUGCAGUCUUUGUGGAUUUGAAAGGCAAGGCGCGCGGACUUGGUACGAAGGCACGAGAAGAUGUGCGGGAAUUCCGCAGAGACUUCAAGGAGGAACUACGCCGCAAGAACGACGAAGAGAUUGAAUCAAAUUCAUAG
Messenger RNA from Trichoderma gamsii, 2220 nucleotides. RefSeq lists its product as hypothetical. Bases 1 to 2220 code for a protein of 739 amino acids. The record is from RefSeq and is a predicted model, not a curated record. Lineage: Eukaryota; Fungi; Ascomycota; Sordariomycetes; Hypocreales; Hypocreaceae. The transcript has a single exon.